This is a messenger RNA of Arvicanthis niloticus (Nile rat), 1240 nucleotides long. RefSeq names its product chromobox 5 (gene Cbx5). NCBI's taxonomy places the organism in Eukaryota, Metazoa, Chordata, Mammalia, Rodentia, Muridae. The record is from RefSeq and is a predicted model, not a curated record. Gene Ontology annotation, cellular component: nucleus.
AAGGAUCCGUUUUGGCGGGCGGUUGGCAUUGCGCAGAAGGCGGCGGUAGCGGUGGCUUGUGGUUGCCGCUUUACCACAGAGGAACCGUGCAGGCCUUAGUGUGAGAGAUCACUUUAGAUCCCGGGGAAGGCCAUAGCCACAAUGCCUAACUGCAUGCUUCCAACAUGGGGCUGGUUUUAACCCAGCGCUCUGACCUAAAGUGCUCAGCUCCCGGAAAUUCCAAGGAGCCUCGUGGCCGUACUCCUUCAGGUGGAAAAACACGUACGAGACAUGGGAAAGAAGACCAAGAGGACAGCCGACAGCUCUUCUUCAGAGGAUGAGGAGGAGUAUGUGGUGGAAAAGGUGUUGGACAGGCGCAUGGUUAAGGGACAAGUGGAGUAUCUGUUGAAGUGGAAAGGCUUUUCUGAGGAGCACAAUACUUGGGAACCCGAGAAGAACUUGGAUUGUCCUGAACUAAUUUCUGAGUUUAUGAAAAAGUAUAAGAAGAUGAAGGAGGGUGAAAACAACAAGCCCAGGGAGAAGUCAGAAGGAAACAAGAGGAAAUCUAGUUUCUCCAACAGCGCUGAUGAUAUUAAAUCUAAAAAAAAGAGAGAGCAAAGCAAUGAUAUUGCUCGGGGCUUUGAGAGAGGAUUGGAACCAGAAAAGAUCAUUGGGGCAACAGAUUCCUGUGGCGACUUAAUGUUCUUAAUGAAAUGGAAAGACACAGAUGAAGCUGAUCUGGUUCUUGCAAAAGAAGCUAAUGUGAAAUGUCCACAAAUUGUGAUAGCAUUUUAUGAAGAGAGACUGACGUGGCAUGCAUAUCCAGAGGAUGCGGAAAACAAAGAAAAAGAAAGCGCAAAGAGCUAAAGGAGGAGGCAGUCCCUGUCAUUUCUCUUUGUAUAUAACACCUUCAUCUUCCUGCCUCUUCUCUUCUCCCAGCCCCUUUCAAUUCUAAACACAUCCAUAAAGAUAAUGUGCUUAUCACUGUGCUCCACGGGAGAGACGUUGGUGUUGGUUCUCUUGUAAUAUAAUUGAUGAUCUGAUUCCUGAGUGUAGCUCUGUGAAAGUCAGGCAUUACAUCAUUUACAUGCUGUGUGGUUCCCAUAGUGGUCCCUUUCACCCUGAUCUUUUCCUUCUGUUCCCCUGUAACUUUUUAAUCACCUUAGAGUCAUGAUCUUUGGGGUUGGUUGGUUUGGAGGGAUUUUAUUAUAAUGACGAUGACUUCAGUUUCUUGAUUAUUAUUAGAAUAUAUUGAUGACCA